AUGGACCGGAAAAAUGUCGCAAAACUUUCAACAACGGGAAGCACUAGAAGAAAAUCUUCCUUCAAAUCGUUUGCUCCAAGUGAACCAAAAGAAACCCAACCGGAUCGUAGCGGUGGCAAGGUGGAACGGAACGCCAGCGGCAUCCCUAUCCAGCAAAACACCCUGCACUAUGCAGCCAACUUUGCCUCGGUGCAUCGUCCCCGGCAGAUAAGCAGCAUAGCGGCGAUCAAAAGAACGGCCGGCCCGAAUGUGGCGAAUGUGGAUGGUUGGGAUGCGGCGACGGUCGUCUUUGGCGUGGACCCGGACGGCCAGCAACCGGGUCAGAACGCUUACCCACACCACAAGCGACACCCGAAGUACGGCACCAGCAAAGCCGUACCGAUGCCACAGCGCCCGGAAGCGCACGGGAAUAAUGGUCCGAUAGGCCGAUCGAAUGCCAAAGUAGCUCUGACGUACACGGACCAACCGGCCGGCCGAAAUCUGCACCCGGCCGGUACCGGUGUCGGCGGCGAAAACAAUGGCAGAAUAUUUAAUCAACCGGCGCUUCCGCUGCCGGUGCAGAUUCCGAAUCCUUACGCGUAUACGUCGUCACCUGCGGUGCCUUCGGUGACGGCACCAAAUUAUGGAGCCCAGCAGUUGGCGCACAGACCGGCACAUCAGCUACCGGUAGCACAAAAGACUGAUUAUCUGCAGCCGUCGUCGUCUGGUGGCAUCAGACAGGGCGUAAAUCAAAAGUCCUCAAGCUCGACAGCCUUGCCGGCCGGGGUCGGAGAUGGCUGUCGACGGUUUGCUGCUCAGCCGGCCAGUUUCGGGACUGGUAGUCGUUUCACGAAACAGCAAUCAACCAUGGCUCCGGCCCAAAGCGGCGCUGCUGCUGGGAAGCUAACAUCGAAACUGCUGAAUGACAUCUACGAAAAACACUUGUUGAGCCAAACUACCUUCGAGGUGGGCACGAACGGGCUAACCAGUUCGUCCGCAGCGGUGAAAGCACCCAACAACCUGGCACCUGGCAAACACAACUCCUCUUCGGAAGUGACUCGAACGCUAACGAAGAGUGACACUCGGUUGCGUGCCACGUCGAAAGCGGCGGGAAAGGAAGGCCCAUCCGUGGCGCCGUACGAUGCAACCCUUCGAGGUGCGGAAACGGAUGAACAUAAUUUGUACGAGUCCGUGCGCAGCAAUUAUCACAUAUACGAAAAGAUUGACUCGCGAAGAUCUUCCCUCGGCGGCACUGUCACGCCACCGGUAGCGUCGUCGGCCUCGUCUGCGGCUUCCUCGCUAGAGCAGUACGUACGCCCGGUGGCUCCACAUCUAGCACCACCACCACUGCAUCCUCGACCCAAGUCGCAUCCAUCCGGGGGGUUAGAACUCGAAUCGAAUGUCACGCCACCCUCGACCGCCGUCCGUCAGAUCAAUCUGAAUGAACUGCAAAAAUCGAUACAGUUUAAACUAGCGCCGAACAGUUGCGGGGGUUCGAACGUUCUUUCGCCGAUCCAGGAACGUCCCCCAUUACCACCGGCGAUCGGUAGCAGGACCCUGCUAUCACCACAGAGAAGCUCAUCGACGCGUUCUGAACGGGUCAAUAUUGCACUGGAAACGGCCAAAGCGAUUGCAACAGCAGCGUACAUCGAAAGAGCUGCACAACGAUUGGCUUCCGGCGGUAGCGAAAUUGCACCGGUAACGAAAAACGGCACCACGGAAAUGAGUGCGAACGGUGGUUUCUGUGGAGCGAUCCAGCGGGCACCGCCACCGAUACCGGCCGGUUUGGCCCGUCGGAUGGCGAACCGGGAAAAUAUCGGCCUAGGCAAGGUCAAAGUCAUGCUCCGAGUGUCCGAUGACCCACCGAGGCAAGCGUCUACCGGCGAACAGCAGGACCAGCCGGCGCCUGGAUCCACUACGGGCACGUCAGCACCCACCUACCUGACCGUGGACAAAAAGAAGCGUCAGGUGACGCUCACCGAGACGCAAAGCAACGCAACGAUGGCUCCAUCCGAGCGUGGACCGAUGGUGUCCGCACCGAAAAUGUUUGCAUUCGAUGCAUUAUUUACGACCGAGGACACGCAGCAAGACAUCUGCGGGACGGCACUGUCAGAGGUGAUACCGGCCGUACUGGAAGGAUCAGACGGAUGUCUUCUAUCGCUAGGAUACCCGGGUGCAGGUCAAUCACGCACCAUGUUCGGCACGGUGACGUCUCCCCCGGGAGAUCUCGGCGCGAUACCGUGCGCCAUCUCGUGGCUGUACAAGGGUAUUAAUGAGAAACGUCAAAAAUCGGGCGCCCGCUUUUCCGUGCGUGUCAGUGCACUCGGCGUGAACGCCACGAAACCGGGCUCAUCCUCGCGGGAUCUGCUAGCCGGACAUGCGACAGAAUCGGAUGACUCCCCCGGGAUGUAUUUGAGGGGCGAUUUUCUUGGCCGACCGACGGAAUUGCGGGCGCCCACAGCGGAACGGGCGGCACUCUUUCUCGAUCUGGCCCUAUCGGGACGAUCGCAGUGCAAUUUCGAGCCGGCCUUAAUCUACACGCUGCACGUCUACCAGUACAGCUUAUCGGGAAAGCGAGGCGUGGAAGGAGGAAGAAGCCGUCUGCAUCUAAUCGAUCUCGGUGGCUGUGCGAACCGCAACGGAGGUCUACCACUGUCCGGAAUCGGAAACGUUCUCUUGGCAAUACUGAGUGGCCAAAAGCAUCCCCCAAACAGGGACCAUCCGCUGACACCUAUACUACGAGACUGCCUUGCACCGAUCACCUGCCAUGUGGCUGUGGUGGCCCAUGUAGCUCACACACAGACACAUACGGACACGCUCACGACCAUUCAGCUUGCCUCACGCAUCCAUCGGAUGCGACGAAGACUACGGCCACGGAACCACCUGCUAGGAGACAAAGGACUGAACAGUGGAUCCACCGGACAUCAGUCGGGUGGAUCGUCCGAGGGACCGGAUCCUUCCAGCUCGGACUUUUCGCAGGACACCGUCAUCUACAUGGGACCGUGCGACGAUCCAACGGACGGGGAGCAUCCUCCCGUGUAUCUUCCCAGCCUCAACUCGGGCGACAAUCGGUGCGCCAUGAACAAGGCACUCAAGGGUUCGGUGGCGGAAAAGGGACCCUGUACGGCGACACCUUCACCGAAGAAGAAAGCGUCUGCGGCAAAUGCUUCCAAAGCUCAAACAACGAGUGCUCCCGUCGCGAGUAACGCUGCCACCGUAGUUCCUGGACGUACCGAUAGUCUUAAGCGCAACCAGCACCCGUACGCUCACCAGCAGGUUCCAGGCGCGGACCUCGUCUCGAACGCCAUUCAAAUAGCGUCCCAGCAUGCCUCGCCCAAAGUGAUAGCGGGAGCCUUUAAGCAUGUGUCUGGCGUCAGUAAAGGCUCCAACAUCCCAACGCCAAAGGGUUCGCCCAUGAGACGUCCGAAUGCGGGUCCGCCGGUCACUACCGUCGGUACGUCGGCCAACCAUGGGCCAGCUCGCGAAAGCCCAUCGCGACAAAUCAGCGAAGAGAAGUGGAUCGAUGGUCCGCGAGUGUCCAAAUCGAAGGUGCACGAAGCGCGCCAUCUGCUGCGGGAGAUCAAUCACGUCAAGAAGUGUGAAACGUGGGUCGAUGGUCCCCGGACACAGGGCGCACAACCGCAUGCGACUCACUCGCAGCUACCUUCGGCGGCGGCGGCUGCGGCCGCAGCUGCCAACAUUGCCGGUGGGUAUGGGUUUAUGGAUACGCACAAGAAGAACAUGAUCCGCCAGUGGGUCGAAAACCAAUCCAUCCAGCUGCUGCAGCAGUCCAUGUCGGCCAACAACUCACCGAUGCACACAAAACACCACACCACCUACAGUCUGCCAAAGUUUAAACCGAGCCGAUCGGAUGAGGAUGGGUUCCUGACGCUCGAGCUCGAUCGCGGUGCCGGUGAUGAGCUGGUGAAUCCGAUCGCAAUGCGAGGUUUCACCGCGGCCACUACCAUCGCUGCCAACAGCUCCGAAAGUCACGUGCGCACAGGACUGAAGCAGGGCUACAGUCUGGAUGCGGAACAGAUGUCAGUGCCAACGUUGUCCAACACAGCCACCCAACCCGCGUUUCAUCACCACCCGCAGCAGAGUCAACCGCUGUACGCUUCCGUCACUGCUGCGUCUAAGAUGUCGAAUGUAGCGAGUUCGCUUCACGACAACCACUCGGAACGAUCGCGGACAACGUCGCAAGCGAGUGACAGGGCGUCGCACACGCAGCAGCAGCAGCAGCAAACGGAUGGGACCACCCAGGAGGAAGAGGACCAAGACAGUGGACCGUCGGAGGUUCCUCCAGCCUUACCGCUGAUGGAUCCGCUAGGUUCGCGGGAAAUCUCACACGAAAGCAUCCACAUGCUGUGUUCCAGGCAUGCCUCCAGAGAUGACGCGAUGAGUGUGCACAGUCACAACAGCCACAACAUCGGCAUGAUGGACUGUGGGCUGCAGGUGACGGAGGACGAAAUUGCCAAGGCAAUGCAUGGAGAACAUCCGCUCAGCGCCUUGAGUCAUGGAGAGCUGUCCAUCGUUUCGAGCUUCAAUGUUGGUGGAGAUGUCUUUAGUGAUUGUGUUAUCGGCGAUAACAUGAGGAGCCAAUUCGACCAACUUGCGCGACUACGCGAAAUCUUCACCUCCCAGCUAGCGAUGGCUGAGGUGACUCCUUCCUUCCGGCUUGGCGAUACCAACAGCGUGUACAGUGAGCCUGCCUACCGGUUCAAUGCUGGUCCGGGGAGUGUCUGCAGCGAACCGGCCUACCGUCCACCGAGUCCACGCUGCCGUGACUGCCGGCAGUCGAUGACCAUGUCCCGCACACCAAGCCAAAGCUCGCUGCCGAGUCUGACGGGGAUCGUGGCGAUUGCGGGCAUGGAGCAGUACGCUUCGCUACGCCAUCCGGACGGUGCUUCCGACCCAAACUUACCAAAGUUGGAGAAAAGUACGGACGAUCUGCUGAUGGAAUCGGAAGAACCCCACACGCACAUCCGCGAGAACCCUCUCGCCGAGCUGCUGUGCCAGAGUGAGGACGAUGAUGGUCAGCUCAAGGGACCAACUUCGAGCCUUCUCCCUCCACAGAAUCUUCCCACCCUUCCGCUGCUACCUCUCUCUACGCCGGAAGCGUACGACAGUGGCCAUGACUCGACACCCCGUACGUCCAAGCAUUCAGGCAUCUCGAGACGUGCCGAAAGUGGGUACCACAGCGUGGGCACUGUACGUGACAGCGAUGAGUCGAGCUUCGGAUCGGCGGCAUCCAGGGCGCACCAGAAGUCGGCCGGUGGGGCUAGCGGGAAGAAGCGCAACCGGGCGGACAACAAAUCGCUCUGCCACUGGUUACGGAACCCGUUCAACUGCACGUACCCGGACACGGAGGGGGAAAUCAGUGACUUCUAGAACGCGACGGCUUCGCUGAACGUUCGAUGUGCUUUAGCUAAUUUUAUCCGUUUUAUCGCCGUGACGCCGCGCAUGGCUGCUAUCGGUGUCGUCGGGUUUGUUUUUGAUGUGUAUUUGUGAAGCCUGCAUUCAGAAUCGCCUAACUGCUGACAAUAAGAGGAAGUUACUUAAAAUCGAUCGCUUCAUCAUGCAACGCUGAACGGAACGUGCGUCCAAGAACUGGGUUGGUUUCGAACGCACAGACCCUGCUGGUGCUUCAUAUUGGGUACAAUGAGCCUAUUGCUGUCUAUUGGGGUUAUUUAACUAUUUAAUUCUACAUUUGGUUGGUAUCUUUCCUCUUCGUCUUGUCUCUCUAUUUCUCUCUCUAUUUAUCCCUCUCUUUCUCUUUUUCCACUAUGUCAGCAAAUGAGAAAAUUAAUCCUAACCGUUACGCUAUGCUUCUGUCACUGUUGGAUAAUUGUACUGUUAUCGAAAUGUUAUCAACCUAUCAUUUAACGCCCAAAUAUGUUACAGAGGCUCUCAUUACGAUCGGCUAUCGGCUAAUGCUUCCUAAUCUCUCUAAUCCUACAGCUAUAGUUAUGACACAAACAUUGUACAGACUGGUUUUUAACAUGAUUAUUAAAAUCGGAUUUAAAACUCAAACAUGCAGGGUGUCCCCUGCGUACCCGCACUUCGGAACAAUCUUUUUAAUUUGAUUCUUGCGCCAUUUGCGCCAGCUACCAUUUGCCAAAAUUUGUCGAGCAAAAUGACACUGCCAAACCGCGAAAUGCCGCUUGCAUGGAGCUAAUUACGUUCGCAAAUUAAGCCUCUGUAUCUGCCUCGACUAAGUGGGCAAUUGAACUGAUUUGUGCGAUAAUUAUCUCCCUCCGUGCAUUGGAAACCGGCACUCGGUUAGUUAUGUUGGCAUCCGUACGGCAUGGGCUUUGUUACAAAUACACGUGUAAAAACAAAA
Molecule: messenger RNA, 6322 nt
Organism: Anopheles moucheti
Lineage: Eukaryota; Metazoa; Arthropoda; Insecta; Diptera; Culicidae
Product: kinesin-like protein CG14535
Exons: 13
Coding region: 1-5370 (1789 amino acids)
Biological process (GO): microtubule-based movement
Molecular function (GO): microtubule binding; ATP binding; microtubule motor activity
Source: RefSeq, a predicted model, not a curated record